Messenger RNA from Nothobranchius furzeri (turquoise killifish), 3619 nucleotides. RefSeq names its product protein Tob2. Gene Ontology annotation, biological process: regulation of gene expression. Gene Ontology annotation, molecular function: transcription corepressor activity. Lineage: Eukaryota; Metazoa; Chordata; Actinopteri; Cyprinodontiformes; Nothobranchiidae. The record is from RefSeq and is a predicted model, not a curated record. Gene Ontology annotation, cellular component: cytoplasm; nucleus.
GCCCGUAACGAUGGUUUUCGGUACAAUAAAAUAGCUAAGGGUUUUAGCGUAUUUUUAAUCAUGUUUAUCGACGUGGUGUGUUGAAAAACAAGAUUUUUUUCUUAUUCAAACAGAAGAUCCAUUUGAUGGCUACUAUUGAAUGCUAACUGUCAACUAACCGUCGUAAGCUAAAGGUAAUAAAGUAGUUCUGCCUUUUAAUUGGGAUAUGAAGAAAGUAGUCCCUGUCGUCAAGGGGGUGUGGGCGAGUCACAGUGUAUAAAUACGCCGGACUGUCAAACAGUAAAGUUUCAGUGGAGCCAAAGAGUAAGAUGGAGUCGAGAAGGUAGACAGUCCUUUGAAUUCAUAGAAGUUGUGGGACGAGGAGUUAAACAUGACGUCGUUAUGAAAAAUCUCAACAUUUUAAACCCGCGAACUUUGUUCUGAAAUCAGACAUAUCAGGCGGAAGAAUAAUACAGAGGAGUAUACGGCGAGCUCGCACAUCAGUGCCAUCAGUCUAAGUUGGGACAUCUAAACGGGAUUAACAAGGACCUGCUGCCUUUGCCGUGAUGAAGCUAAAAGAAUCAACCACUUUUCAAUAAACCGGUGGUACAAACCUUCUUCGGCUGCUUCAGCUGCCCUUUAGAACCACUGCUUAGAACAUUUUGUUCCCACAGCGGCUCCAUCCAGGUGCAGCCAUGCAUCUAGAGGUGAAAGUUGCCCUGAACUUCAUUGUGUCCUACCUGUACAACAAGUUGCCUCGCCGUCGAGCUGAUCUGUUCGGUGAAGAGCUGGAGAGGAUACUGGUUUCUCGUUUCGAGGGACAUUGGUACCCAGAGGCCCCGCUCAGAGGUUCCGCUUUCCGGUGCAUCCACUUGGGAGCGCCGAGUGACCCUGUGGUGGAGUUGGCGGCCAAAAGAAGUGGACUGGACAUGGAGGAAGUCCGCGCAAAUGUUCCAGCAGAGCUCAGUGUGUGGAUAGACCCUUUUGAGGUGUCCUACCAGAUUGGAGACAAGGGGGCAGUGAAGGUGCUUUACCUAGAGGACCCCCCAGGCCUUGGUUGUGACAGUGAGAGGGCUGAGGGGGAGAUUAAAGAGGGGAUAGGGGAAGCGGAGUUGGAUGAGUCUAAGAACCUUUGCUUCAAUCCUGACGCUCAGGUGUUUGUGCCAGUAGGAAGUCAAGCAUCCCCUGCCCUCAUGCCGUCCCUCUCCAGCUCUCCCACACCUCCGUCUGCUCCGUCCUGUUCUGGGUUCUUCAGCUACCCAAGCUCCAGCACACCCACAGACCCCGGGGUCCACUCUUCCAACACCUCCACGCCGUCUCCUCCGAGCAUUGGGCUGCCCUUCCUCCCCGCUCAGCAGCUGCCCCCUGCUCUUCCUCUUGCCCGACCACAACCCAUCACCUUCACCACCGCCAGCUUUGCUGCCACGAAAUUCGGCUCCACCAAAAUGAAAAAGUGCACCGUGGCCGGGCCUGCAGCUGGCCCGGGUGUCAUCGUUCCACCUUCCCAGAGGAUGCUUUCCCAGUCUCCCACCACCAUCCCGACUCCAGAGCUACUCAAGCACAAGCCCCUGUCGUUGUCGUUGCAUUCCCUCGGCGGUCCCGUCCCCAGCCAGCUCUCUCCUAGCGCCAAAGAGUUCGUUUACCCAGGAUCCCCCGGUUACUUCGACACCGACACCCAGCCCGUGCAACCUCACUCCAGCCCUUUCCAGCCCCCACACACAGUCGGCACCACCCCGACCUUCGACCCGUUCUCCAACCCUCCAGCUCCAAGCGUGGGUAUAAUCGGCAGCGACGGAGGAAUCUCUUACACGGAGAAGCCGCCGUUUGAUGGUUUGGGAAGCUACGGCCUGCAAUAUCCCAGCCAGUCUUUCCAGCCCGUGGUGCUGGCCAACUAAGCCUUCACUUGGUACAGGAAUGGUUCAUAGAGAGUUGGACGAUGAUGAUGAUGAUUUCUAACAAAUUGCUCAAAGGCUAACACACGUCAGGAAGUAGUUUUACUACAAAAAAGGAACUUGCCCACUGAAUACUUCACGUUUUUGUAUCUCCGUAAACCUCAGUCCCACCCUUCCCGAGUCCAUUGUUACUCCUCAGCACUUUUGUCUGCGUUGAUGGGAGAGGGUGAGUUUGCAUCGACCUUUUAGAUCUCGCUAAUCUGACGGGCGUUAUUUUGCACUGAACGUUGGCGCGGGAGACAUUUAUUUGGCUCGUAUUUUAGUGGACAUAACUCCGGUAUAGCUCCAUUUUGCACUGCGCUGUCAUGCUGUGAAAAAGGACUUUGCCAAGUCCUGCAGGGAACGACUGCUGUGGAAAACUCAGCACUUUGCCCUGCAAUCUGCUCUGCCCUACUUGCCACAAAUACAGAAAAGAGGAGAUGGAGGGGUGGGGUGGGGUGGGGUUUGCUGCCGUCUCUGUGCAGUCCUGCUCUGUUUUGUUAUGGCUCCAUCAAGGGGCUGCUGGUUGGAGGAUGAUCUUUAAAUCGGCUGCAGCGUCCAUUCCACCUGUUUUGAAAUGAUGCCAGAGCAGAGGAGCGGCUUCGCUGAGUUGGAAAGUGACAAUGAAGAAUGUAUCACGGGGGGGGAAAAGCUGUUUUUGAAUGUGAAGGAUGAGUUGAUCUGCGUUUUAGACGAUGACCAAGUGCUGAUACCUCAAACACGCACACAGGGAAACAACCAGACACUACAUGUAUUAAUGUUUUCAUCCACGAUGUUCCAGGCAGCAGCGUGUGAAGGUGAAAAGGCGGAGAGGGGGAGGGGAUGCAGAAGCUGAGCUGUAGGGAUUGUGAUAAAUAGCUUAGCAUGACUUUGACUAUGAAGGAGAGGUUUUUCCUCCGCAUGGACAGGAGGGAGGGAGACCGGGAAACCAGGGAGAGAAAUGUCUAGAUGGUUCUGCGCCGAUCAGGAUUGAAAAGGGACGCGUUGAAACUCCGAGCACGUUGGUGGUAUUGAAGCCAAAGGCUCUCGCUAUUCUCUCCAUCCUCUUGAAAUUCUCCAGCUGUCUGUUUCUGUUGCCGGGGGGGGGGGUACAGUCCGGGUUACUUUGUUCCCAGCUGCAGUGAUGUGAACCAAAACAGAGGUUCUCCACUACUGCAGCUUCACCAGGUAUCUGAGACUCCGUCCUAACAUUGUAUAUUUAACAGCCGGGUCGGAUGUCCCCACAGGGACGUUUGAGACGUCCAGCUGUUCAGCACUUUACUAGCGGGCAUCCCGAUGUCCCCACGUUAAACCGUCCCUUCAUCCUCCACCUGGUCGGCCGUUGCACAUUUUAAACACUUUAGAGAUUAAGAGGAGAUGAAUUCCCGUCUCACCACGGCGGUAACAAGAUGCCGUCACACCUUUUUAUUCUUGGUCGUUUUCCAGACUUGAGUUUAGCUUUUGGCUUUUCUGAUGCGACGGUGUUUUCUUUCUUUAUUCUGAAGGGAAGGUGUUGACAUGUUUUAAAAUGGUACCGUUUUCCUGGAAGAUGUUCUUUUUCAUAAUUUAUUUCUAAUAUUUCUUUUUUUUUUUCACUUGGGUUUAUAUGAGAUUGUGACUCCAAAAUAUGUAUAUAAAGCUUUCUGUAGUUUCUUAUAUCCUAAUUUUCUUUUUUUCCAGAACUUAAAAAAAAAUAUGCAAACAGACAAAAUAAAGAUGUACAGAAUAAA